Messenger RNA from Cherax quadricarinatus, 2681 nucleotides. RefSeq names its product tigger transposable element-derived protein 1. Lineage: Eukaryota; Metazoa; Arthropoda; Malacostraca; Decapoda; Parastacidae. Gene Ontology annotation, cellular component: nucleus. Gene Ontology annotation, molecular function: DNA binding. The record is from RefSeq and is a predicted model, not a curated record.
GGGCGAAACGUAGACAAUACAUUCUCUGUAAUGUGUCCAUAUAGGACUUGGUACGGCGGCACCUUCAGUGGCCCUAUAAACCCACAACAAACAACACUGUCCAACUUGACGUCAGACGCUCGACGUUUCAUACGUUUUUUGGGGGGUGAAACGUUGCAAACUGAGUGGGCACUCCCCAUAACGAACAACCACCGAAGACAAGUAUCCGGAACGACCAGGCAGCAAUGCACGUAAUUCCUGCCUCUAAAGUCAGGGGGUCGAGUCCCUCGAGGAAGACUGUGCUUCCAGUGACUCCAGCUCUAAAACUGGAGGAUGAAUCUACACACUUCAGGUGUAAAACUCUCAAGCGCAAGAAUAAUGAUGACGGUGCGUCUGUGCCUAAUAGGAAAAGGAAUGUCAAGACGUUGGUGAAAACAGACUAUGUUAUUGAGUUCAAGCGUAUCAUAAAAGAGGGGGAAUACCUGCCAGAGCAGGUGUUUAAUGCUGCCGAGAUGACCCUCUUCUGGAAAAAAAUGCCAGGACAGACAUAUAUCUCUAGGAAUGAAAGAUGUGCUCCUGGCUUUAAGGCAUCUAAAGACAGGUUGACCAUCCUCCUCUGUGCAAACGCUAGGGGAGACUGUAUAAUCAUGCCAAUGUUACUCUACCACUCUUUUAACCCCCGGGCACUUAAAAACAAAGAUAAGGAUAAUAUGUCAGUUUUCUGGAGGUUCAAUACAAACUCCUGGCUCAACAGAUGUAUUUUUAGGGAAUGGUUUCACCAAUGCUUUGUACCUGGAGUCGAGGGCUAUCUGACGUCCAAGCAGUUGCCUUUUAAAGCCUUACUGCUCCUAGACAAUGCUCCUACCCACCCACGUGACUUAACUCACUCAUAUCCUAACAUCAAGGUAGAGUUCUUGCCUCCUCAGAUGGUUCCCAUACUUCAGCCUUUAACUGAUGCAUUUAAGAGGUAUUACACAAUGUGCACUUUCCGUCGUAUUUUGAAUGCCGUUAAAAGUGAUCCAGAGGGAGACUUAGAUAAAUGUUGGAAGGAAUAUAAUAUUGCACACUGUAUUGAAAAUAUCAGGGAGGCAAUUGACGAGGUCACAGAAUCUACCAUCAAUGCCUGUUGGAAGAAGUUGUGGAGCGAAGUGGUGAAUGACUUCAGCAUGUUACCCGAUGUUGAGGAGGAGGUGAGAAGAAUUCUUAGGCUGGCUUGGCAGUUUGGAGGUGAAGGUUUUGUUGACAUGAAGCACACAGAGGUGGAGGAACUACUUGCUUCUCACAACGUUCAGCUGACGAAUGAGGAAGUCGAAGAGAUGCAGAAGAUUGAAAUUGUAGACAGUAACAGUGAUUCCAAAGCAGAUACACUGAAUCUGGAAAAUCUGUCAGAGUUGAGGAAUGAUCUGACUUCUAUCACUGAUAGAAUUUUUGCAAUGGAUCCAGUAAAGCAGCGGAGCUUGGAGUUUAAGAAAGGAAUGGAGGUGUUGUGUCGUCCCUACAACGAACUCUAUAAACGUCUUCGCCAGUCAGCCAAGGGGAGCCCAUCCCACGUUUUUAUCAAGUUAAAAAGUCUUGCACCUCAAUCACCCCUUUCAACACCUCCAAAUCAAUAACUUCAACCACAACUACUGAAGCAAAAGCUACAGUCACCACCUCCAGAGCAUAAUCUACAGCCACAGCCGCAAACACUGUCAAAGCAGCUAUAGCAGCCACCACCACCGAAACCUAAACUUCAACUAUCACUUUCAAAAGAGCAUAAAUUUCAGUGAAUGAUCUUCUAUACCUUUACCUCCCUUUGAUGGGUUUUGAGAAUUUCCUAUGCAGUCAAGCUUGUCUGGUCAAGCAGACUGUUACUACUGGUAUCCUGCUAGCCCACAUAUCCAUCACAUCCUGGUUGUGAUGGAUAUGUUAUACAAAAAUGUACAACAUUGAUGAUUAUACAUGACUUUAAUGAUUAAUGUUAAUCAUGAACAAUGCUCAAUUUCUGGAUAUAUUAUGAUGUACAUCUUGAUAUAUAGUAUUGUUCAGCUUAUAAGAGGUGCCACAGUAUUGGUAGUGGACUUUUCAUCCAAGGAAUUGUAGUUGCCCACUGACGUUCCCCAGAUCAAAACUGAUUACCUUCCAUAGCCUAGGGGUUGGACAGUCCUUGUGGGUUUAGCACUGCUCCAUGAAUACAACUCAAAAGACUAUAUUUUCAUAUAUCAGUACAUUGAUGGAGAAGAGCAAAGUCCAUAAUGGUCAGAAAAAAAAAAAAGUCCAUGACUGGAUUAUACAAAUAACUCGCACUUAAGAGAAAGAAAUUUAUGAUGACUCACGAAAUCGUAAUGACACGAUUGCAAACAAACCAUACCACGGGUGGGGUUUGAACCCGUGGUAUGGUUUAUGAUGACGUUUUGGUCUGACCUAGAUCAUUAAUUGCUUAUACACUGGUUAAAGGUCCGAGUCGGAUUGAAACAUCAUUUUAGAUUCUUUCUUCUGUGUGCAGGUCAUUUGUGUAUCUGUAAUGGUCAUACAGCACCUGGGAGCCAAUCAGGUUUGAUCUAAGGAAGGGUAGCUUCAACUCCUUGGAUGCUUUGCUGUCAUCAGGGUGCCCUUUUUGAGGAGAAUAUAAUAAGUUAAAUAAAACACUGAUUAACUUUUAUUUAUAUAAAUGACAUAAUCUUAAGUUUGAUUUAUCCUCUAUAAUAAAAUUAAAAUUAUUA